This is a messenger RNA of Paramecium pentaurelia, 947 nucleotides long. Lineage: Eukaryota; Ciliophora; Oligohymenophorea; Peniculida; Parameciidae. The record is from the annotation of a GenBank genome assembly.
AUGGGAUGCGGUGCUUCCAAAGAAAUAGAGAAAUAAAUAGAAGAAUAUGUAUAUAAUAAUUUAUAUAAUAAAGUAAGUGAAAAUAGAUGAAAUUCAAGAUAUAAAUGCAAUUCUAAUAUAAUAAAUUAAUGAAUUGAAAGAAAAUAAGAGCAAAAGAAAACCUGUUUAUGUAGUUGCUGAUUAAGAAGUAAUGAUUAAAUUGAACACAGAUAGAUGAUUUAUUUGUUUUUAAGACUGAUUUAGACAAAAGGUUUGAAUAAAUAGACACAGAUAUGAAAAAAAUCAGAAUCUAAUUAUUAGGUUAAGAUCAAUGUAAUUAAAAAUAACCAAAUGAAAAAAAAUAGAAUUGUAAAUAAACUGAUGAGGCAUCAUCAGAAAAUAAAUGGUUGGAAAUGAUGGAAAAUAAUGAUAAUGAAAUUACUCUUAAAAAUUUCUAGGAUCCUAUCCUUGAUGAUUUAAGUGAAAAAAUAGAUUAAAAUAAUAAAGAAUAGAGUAAUGACAAAUUAGAAAAUCUAGAAAUGAAAAAAACAAUACCUAAAUUAUAAUAAGAACAAAAACCUGUAUAAGAGAAGUAAGCAAAUAUAAGUGAAUUAUCUAAAUAAUUAGCUGAUGCAUUAGGAGAAGAUAUGAAAUAAGUACAUGAUGGUAUGAAGAGUAAAUUAUUCUAUAAUAAUGGAACAAAUUAGACAAAAGAACUAUUAUCUAAUAAUUAAUCAAAUGUUUAAGUUAGUAUACCAAAUAGUUCAAAUGCUAACAUAACUAAUACAAAUAAUAAUAAAUCUAGUAGAGUUAAUGUUUAAAAUACUCCUAAAACAGAUUAAGUUAAAAGAAAAUCUACAAAAUCAGGUAGUUAGAUAGAUAAAGGACAAGCAAAUUCAUAAUAACAUUUUUUUUCUAAAUAAUCAACAGAUGUUAUUGUAGCUAAAAAGAAAACUAAAAAAGGAUGA